This is a messenger RNA of Lasiodiplodia theobromae, 375 nucleotides long. Its product is annotated as Complex 1 LYR protein. The transcript has a single exon. The record is from RefSeq and is a predicted model, not a curated record. The coding region runs from base 1 to 375 and encodes 124 amino acids. NCBI's taxonomy places the organism in Eukaryota, Fungi, Ascomycota, Dothideomycetes, Botryosphaeriales, Botryosphaeriaceae. Gene Ontology annotation, biological process: mitochondrial proton-transporting ATP synthase complex assembly. Gene Ontology annotation, cellular component: mitochondrial matrix.
AUGUCCGCGACAUCGGCUCCCACGCAAAUUCGCUCCCUCUACCGCCGCCUUCUGCGCGAGCUGCCCGCGCGCGACGCCAAACACGCGCCCUCGACCCGCUCUUCGCAGCCCGUGCUGUCCAACCCGUCGCCACUCCAGCAGCACCUCCGCAAGCAGCUUGCAACACCGCCUGCCGGGCACGCGGCGCGCGCCCCGACCCUUGAGGAGACGGAGCAGUUCUGGCAAUACGUCAAGGCCCAGCGCCUCUACAUCACCCUGCUCGAGCGCUACAACCCGGGCAUGAACAUGGACGAGGAGGAGCGCGUGCGCCUGACCGCACGGCGGGUCGGCAUGGAUCUGCCGGUCGAGGCUGACGUGCCAGGGAAGAAGAACUGA